Messenger RNA from Serpula lacrymans var. lacrymans S7.9, 1506 nucleotides. RefSeq lists its product as uncharacterized. Gene Ontology annotation, molecular function: cysteine-type aminopeptidase activity. The transcript is spliced from 8 exons. The record is from RefSeq and is a predicted model, not a curated record. NCBI's taxonomy places the organism in Eukaryota, Fungi, Basidiomycota, Agaricomycetes, Boletales, Serpulaceae. Gene Ontology annotation, biological process: L-homocysteine catabolic process; response to toxic substance; proteolysis. The coding region runs from base 1 to 1506 and encodes 501 amino acids. Gene Ontology annotation, cellular component: cytoplasm.
AUGGGUGCCUCACCGUCGAAACCCUCCCCAUCUGUCGUACGUUCGUCAAAGGCAGAGUCUAUCAACGAGAAAGACGUCCUUCAGGAUACACCACCAUCCAUCGUCACCUCUCCAUCUUCAGCUGACGGGUCCAUAUCUUUGUCUAAUGUCGCUGCAUGGGAAUCGUCAGCUGCAGCGGACCCAAAGCUUCAGCUUGCUCGCACUAUCCUCUCUCACACUGACAUUCGUUCUGCCCUGUCUUCGCGGUCCGCGCAUAUAGCCAACGCUCACGUGUUCAACACAGAGGUCGACUUCAAGACUGGCCCAGUCACCAACCAAAAGUCAAGUGGUCGGUGCUGGUUGUUCGCUACCACGAAUAUCCUUCGGUAUGAUAUCAUGAAGAAGUUGAAGCUGAAGGAGUUCCAGCUAUCUCAGUCCUAUCUUUUCUUCUGGGACAAGCUCAACAAGUCCAACUAUUAUCUUGAGCUCUCCAUCGAGACUGCUGAUCUCCCAAUUGACGAUCGACUUGUGAACUUCCUUUCUGAUGACCUUAUCAGCGAUGGUGGUCAGUGGGACAUGGUCGUCAAUCUUCUCGAGCACUAUGGUGUUGUUCCCCUACAAGUUUACCCGGAAUCCUUCCACUCUUCGCUUUCCGGUCCUAUGAAUUCACUUUUAAUGAAGAAGCUCCGUGAACACGCCAUCACCCUACGCUCACUCAGCAGCUCCCUACAUGCAGAUUCCUCGCUCACUGCAGAAACUAUCCUUGCGACGCUACGUGCGAAGAAGGAGAAGCUCAUGCAAGAGAUUUAUACCAUCAUGAGCGCGACAUUAGGCGUGCCUCCGAAGCCUGACGAGCCGUUCACCUGGGAUUAUUAUGACGAGAGCGGUAAAGCAGGAAAGUGGGAGGGCACCCCAACUGAGUUCUUUAAGGCAUUUGUUGGAAAGUACUCCCCUAUGGACAGCUUCUCCCUUAUUAAUGACCCGAGGAACGAAUACUCUAAGCUGUACACUGUGAGCAAGCUUGGUAACAUAUGGGGUGGACGCCCAGUUCUGUACGUCAACACCGAGAUAGAGAACCUGAAGGCCGCUGUGGUUAGAUCCAUCAAGGCUGGCCAGGCUGUAUUCUUUGGAUGUGAUGUUGGCCAGUCUUCCGACUCGAGCGGUGGUGUAGGAAUUAUGGAUACUGACCUCUUCGAGUACGAGGAUGCAUUCAACAUCAGUCUCUCCCUCACGAAGGCCGAAAGAUUGCAAAUGAAUGAAUCUGCUAUGACACACGCCAUGGUCAUUUCUGGUGUUCACAUCGACGAGAACGGUCGACCCGUGCGGUUCAAGGUGGAGAACUCCUGGGGUGAGACAUCCGGAGAGAAGGGAUUCAACGUGAUGAGCGAGAAGUGGUUCGACCAGUAUGUGUACCAAGUCGUCGUCCACAAGUCGCUUGCGCCCAAAGAGCUCGUCAAGGUGAUAGAGGACGGACAUGCAGUGGUGCUACCCCCCUGGGAUCCUAUGGUACGUUUCCGAGAUCGAUGA